Messenger RNA from Ostreobium quekettii, 1311 nucleotides. The record is from the annotation of a GenBank genome assembly. NCBI's taxonomy places the organism in Eukaryota, Viridiplantae, Chlorophyta, Ulvophyceae, Bryopsidales, Ostreobiaceae.
AUGCGGUCCUUCCGUUUCGUGCUUCUCGGGGGCGGCCUGUCUUCGGGCUACGCCGCGCGAGAGUUCGUCAAGCGCGGACUGGGCCCCGGCCAGCUGUGCAUCGUGACCGCCGAGGACGUGGUGGCCUACGAGCGCCCCGCGCUCAGCAAGGGGUACCUCAACCCGGUGAACGCGGCGCGGCUACCAGGGUUCCACACCUGCGUGGGCGGCGGCGGGCCACGCCAGGAGCCCGCCUGGUACGCCGAGCACGGUGUGGAGUACCUAACCGGAGCGACCGUAACGUCGGUUGAUAUCAGCUCCAGGAGGUUGGUACUCGACAACGGCGAAGAGCUGACCUACACCGACAAGCUGAUAGUGGCGACGGGCGCGAGACCUGCUAGGCUUGAGGAGGUCGGGAUACCAGGCUGGGACCUGAAGGGCGUGUACUACCUGAGGGACAUAAAAGAUGCGGUGGAGAUCCAGGCGGGCAUCGCUGAGUGCAAGGCGCGGGACGGCAACGCGCUGGUUAUCGGGGCGGGAUACAUCGCGAUCGAGGUUGCCGCGGGUCUGUGCGCCAACGGGCUGCACACUACGAUGGUGUUCCCUGGCGGGAUGCUGAUGGACCGGAUGCUGCCGCCCGAGGCGGCGUGCUUCUACGAGAACUACUACGAGAGGAAGGGGAUCGAGAUGUGCUGGGGGCAGCGGGUGACGCGGCUGCUGGGCAGCGACGGCUUGCUGGAGGGAGUGGAGCUGGACGACGGGAGGGUGGUGGAGGCGUCCAUGGUGCUGGCGGGGAUAGGGGCCCGCAUCAACAAGGAGCUGUUCGUCGGCCAGCUGGAUAUGAGCCAGGGCGGCAUCGAGGUGAACGGCAAGUUCCGGACAAGCCACCCCGACGUCUAUGCCGUGGGCGACGUCGCCGCCUUCCCCCUCCUGCGCUAUGGCGGCUACAUCCAGCGGCAGGAGCACGUCACCAAUGCUCGCGCCUCCGCCAUCCACGCCGUGGCGGCCAUAAUGGACCCGGAGAACACCGGCGACUACGACUACCUGCCCUUCUACUACUCCCGCUUCUUCUCCCUCUCUUGGCAGUUCUUCGGCCUCAACCGGGGCAGGGGCAUCAUGUUCGGCGACCAGGACAUGGAGAAGUUCGGGCUGUACUUUGUGGAGGAAGGGCGGAUCGUGGGGGCGUUCCUGGAGGGGGGGAGCGCGGAGGAGUUCGGGUGGAUGAAGGCGGUGGCGCUGCAGCGGCCCGUGGCGCCCCAUGCCGACGACCUGGUGAUCAAGGGCCUGAAGUACGCGCAGGAGUUGGCGACGAAGCCCUCGGAGGCGUCGUGA